CCCGACUAGCUCUUGUGCGGAGAGAAGCGCACACUUCAUGGCUCAUAGGGACGUCGAACCUAGAGAUCUUCAAGCUCUGCCUUCCUUUGUCUCUUGGGGCCAGCAAGGCAGAAAGGCCGACAGGACUGCCAAGGCUAACUGAGCAUGUAAGAGCGAUCCUUGCCUGGCUGGCUUGUGCAGCCUGUGAGCUAAAUGUAACUCAGAGAGGCGGCUAUAAAUAGCCAUUCAUUGUCAGCGUGUGUGAGAAAAGACAAGAGUGAGUGUGUGCUGGUCUGAUUCAGGCCCCUUUAAACGGCUGUGUGGACAGGACUGUAAACGAAGCGGCUGGGAUUGGAACAAGGAUCCGCAGGCACUGCCAGGGGCUUGACACUCACGGAAGGGAAGCUGCUCAACGCUGGACUUGCCUCUGCUAUGGCAAAAAUCAUCUUGAGGCACCUCAUAGAGACCCCAGUGCGUUAUCAGGAGGAGUUUGAAGCUCGAGGCUUGGAAGACUGCAGACUGGAUCAUGCUCUGUAUGCGCUGCCAGGGCCAACCAUUGAGGAUCUGAGGAAAACCAGAGGCACGCCCCAGGUUCUUGCGGAGGACUCAGCCUCCACUGAGAUGCCACCCGGAGAAGGCAAAUCCCGCUUCCAGAUCUUGCUGGAUGUGGUCCAGUUCCUGCCUGAGGACAUCAUCAUCCAGACCUUCGAGGGCUGGCUACUGAUCAAAGCGCAGCACGGAACCAGAAUGGACGAGCACGGGUUUAUAUCCCGGAGUUUCACCCGACAGUACAAACUGCCAGAUGGCGUCCAAACCAAAGAUUUGUCUGCUAUCCUCUGUCACGAUGGGAUCUUGGUGGUGGAAGUCAAGGAUCCAGUCGGGACCAAGUAAAAUUGGUUCUUGUUCAUACUGCAGGAUGAGAUGAAAGACGGCGGCGCGCGCACGCAUGUUUAACUUUUGAGAUGCUUUGCUGUAACUUUUAUGAGGAUUAAAAACGUAUCCACAGUU
This is a messenger RNA of Myodes glareolus (Bank vole), 987 nucleotides long. RefSeq names its product heat shock protein family B (small) member 3 (gene Hspb3). Gene Ontology annotation, cellular component: nuclear speck; cytoplasm. The record is from RefSeq and is a predicted model, not a curated record. Lineage: Eukaryota; Metazoa; Chordata; Mammalia; Rodentia; Cricetidae.